AUGAAGCCCGUGCUCACGAGGAAGGGACGCACGAUGCGGCCGGCGGAGGAGGGAGAUGCGGUGAUGGGUACCUACCGCACGGUACUUGGCGAACUCAUGGAUGCGCUACCAGGCAGCAUGGUGGCUGCUAAGAUCAUCGCAUCUGGGGUCGUGGCCCACACCGCGAUGGCGAUUCCGCGCACCAAAGGUGGAGCACUGGUCUCCAAGGGCACGUUCAACAAGGCAAGCCCCAAGGAGAAGCGGUUCACUGACUUUGCAGUGAAGUCAGGAAAGAAGGAGGAGUGGUAUGCGAAGGCGCUGUGUAUUUUCAAGGUGGCGACGGCAGAGGGCGACCGGAAGGGGUUUGUGUACGUGCGGUGGUAUGAGAGGGCAGGCAUCUGCCCCCUGACCACCUGCGUGCAGUUGACACCGUCACGCAAGGACACAAGGCACGCAGUGAUUGAGGUGGAGAGCAUUCUGCGAGUUGCGCACAUUUGCCGCUCUUUCAGCAACCCUGCUGUCGUUGCUGCAUACUUCUUCGACGAAAUGGCGUCCCUAGUAUCCCUCCUUGAGGUGCUGAAGGCACCGCCCGAAAAGGUGUUCACAUUCACGGAGUUUCCGUUAAUCCCCGCACGGGUGCCGUUAGGAACGUCUCUGGACGAGCGUGAGCAGCUGUCGCGGAAAUGGCACUUGCCCGUUUGCUUUUUGUACAACGCGACCGGAUGUGUCCGCAAACCGCCGCUCGUUGUUCUACGACGAGACGACAAGAGGCCAGUACAUGAGGGGCGCAAUAAGAAUCAUGACAUGAAAGUGCGCUACGCCAAGAAUGGGCGGUUUUCUAGCGAGACAUCUGCUGUGUUGUGUGCGCAGUUGUUCACUGAGGUUGUCGACGAGUUCAACGGCGAAUUGCACGCGAAGAGCGAGAAGGCGGUGGUGUUGGUGCACAACCCUGCGCACACCCUCACCGGGUGUGUGAAACGGACCAGCACAGUGGAGGGGUUUGUAGUGGAGGAGUUGACACGGGUGAAGGUUGUGCAGACAUUUGGCGUGAUGCCGGCUGCUGCGUUCUCGGCCAUAAAUGGUGUUGUGGACACAUUGAAGGUAGUUUUCCGGACGUGGUUCGUGCGAUCGGCGGUCACGAGCACGGAGUGGACCCGUGCGGGCGUUUUUCCUCGGCCGCUGCUGCACGAUGUCCUGUACAAGCUGUUCAUGGCGGGCAAGUUGACGAUGCCUGGGACAAUCCAGAGGAGUUGGUGGCGGGCCGGUAGCGUGCCGAAGGGCUGGCUGUCGCGGAUGGACAGCUUGAAAGGGAAAUUUGCGGCUGGGAUGUUUGACAGUCUGGUGCUGCAGUUGACGAGUCUGCAGCUGGUCAUUGAAGAGUUCAAAAGCAAGUGCAGCAGCACGGCGUUUAUGACGGCGUGGGAUUUCGUGGGGUGCGACGAAAACCUCAUUGAGAAGUGGUCGCCAGCGAGGGGCGAGGAGGACGAGUCUGAGGAUGAGAUUCCGGCAUACUUCUGCAUUCCGGAGGGGCCGCUAAUGCGAGACAGCCGUAGCUGUCGCUGCGUGAGCCGCAUGGUCCACGAUGGUUUCGUGAAGCAUGCGGAGGCAUUGGGUAUUCCGCCACGCGACGUGCCAGAGGAGGCCGGAGUGGUGAAUGAGGAGGUGGUGAGCCGCCUUCGACGCACGCCCACUAAGCGCAGCCGGACGGGCUGCUCUAGAGAUGAGGGGAUUACAUCUGACGCCUCGGACGAGGCAGGCCAAGCCCAGAAGGCGGGGGUGCUGUUCCCAGUGGAGGAUGACAAAGAGAGCGUCCUACGCUUGGUCUAG
Messenger RNA from Closterium sp. NIES-65, 1806 nucleotides. Lineage: Eukaryota; Viridiplantae; Streptophyta; Zygnematophyceae; Desmidiales; Closteriaceae. The record is from the annotation of a GenBank genome assembly.